Messenger RNA from Lontra canadensis (Northern American river otter), 3946 nucleotides. RefSeq names its product phospholipid-transporting ATPase FetA-like. The record is from RefSeq and is a predicted model, not a curated record. Gene Ontology annotation, biological process: Golgi organization; phospholipid translocation. The coding region runs from base 126 to 3629 and encodes 1167 amino acids. Gene Ontology annotation, cellular component: plasma membrane. Gene Ontology annotation, molecular function: ATPase-coupled intramembrane lipid carrier activity; magnesium ion binding; ATP hydrolysis activity. Lineage: Eukaryota; Metazoa; Chordata; Mammalia; Carnivora; Mustelidae. The transcript has 28 exons.
CUGACAAGAGCUCAAAGAAAAGGGAAACAAACCAUAAUCUGGGCAAAGGUGAAUGUUGAGGGACUCAAGGAGUUCCAGGCCCAGAAAAAGAAAUUCCAUGGAAUCAUAGUUGGUACUAUUCUGCAAUGUCUCUAGUUGAAAGCCAAAGUGAAGACAGACAAAGUGAAGAACAAGUGAGAUAUCUGCAAGCCAAUAGCAGAGAACUCAACUCUACCUUUGGAUAUCCCAACAAUACCAUCAAGACCUCAAGAUACAGUGUCUUUAACUUCUUGCCCCUGAAUCUGUUUGAACAAUUCCAGAGACUUGCAAAUGCAUAUUUCCUCAUUUUGCUAUUCCUACAGUUGAUUCCCCAGAUCUCCCCCUUGGCCUGGUACACGACUGUGAUACCCCUGAUGGUGGUGCUAUCAAUAACAGCAGUGAAGGAUGCCAUCGAUGAUGUGAAAAGGCAUCAAAAUGACAAUCACGUCAACAACCGUUCUGUUCUGGUGGUGAUGAAUGGCAGGAUAAAGGAAGACAAAUGGAUGAAUAUUCAAGUGGGAGAUAUAAUAAAACUAAAAAAUAAUCAGCCUGUCACGGCUGAUGUGCUAUUACUCUCUAGCAGUGAGCCCUAUGGUCUGACAUAUAUAGAAACAGCAGAACUGGAUGGUGAAACCAACCUGAAAGUGAAGCAGUCCAUCUCAGUUACCAGUAACUUGGAAGAUAACCUGGGGCUGCUGUCUGCUUUUGAUGGAAAAGUGAGGUGUGAGUCUCCCAAUAACAAGUUGGACAAAUUCACAGGAAUACUGACUUUUAAGGGAAAAAACUACACCCUGGACCAUGACAAGCUGCUACUCCGAGGCUGCAUCAUCAGGAAUACAGAUUGGUGCUAUGGCUUGGUGAUUUACACUGGACCAGACACCAAAUUAAUGCAGAACUGUGGAAAGUCUACCUUUAAGCGGACACACAUGGACCAUCUCUUGAAUGUCCUUGUGCUCUGGAUUUUCCUGUUUUUAGGUGGCAUGUGUUUUAUCCUAGCAAUUGGGCAUGGCAUUUGGGAAAACAAGAAAGGCUACUACUUCCAGGAUUUUCUACCAUGGGAAGAAUAUGUGUCUUCAUCAGUUGUCUCUGCCAUCCUCACAUUCUGGUCCUACUUCAUUAUUCUCAACACUAUGGUGCCCAUUUCCCUUUAUGUCAGUGUUGAGAUAAUAAGAUUGGGCAACAGUUGCUAUAUCAACUGGGAUCGGAAGAUGUAUUAUGCACCAAAGAACACACCAGCACAGGCUCGUACCACCACCCUUAAUGAGGAACUUGGCCAGGUCAAAUAUGUGUUCUCCGACAAAACCGGAACCCUGACUCAGAACAUCAUGAUUUUCAAUAAGUGUUCUAUUAAUGGGAUAAUCUAUGGUUGUGGCUAUGACAAGAAUGGACAGAAGGUAGAAGUCUCUGAGGAAACAGAAAAGGUCGACUUCUCCUACAACAAACUGGCUGAUCCUAAGUUUUCAUUUUAUGACAAUACUUUGGUGGAAGCCAUGAAAAAGGGAGAUCACUGGGUGCACUUGUUUUUCCUCUCACUCUCAUUGUGUCACACUGUGAUGUCAGAAGAGAAAGUGGAAGGUAAGCUGGUGUACCAGGCUCAGUCCCCAGAUGAAGGUGCCCUCGUCACUGCUGCCAGGAACUUUGGCUUCGUAUUCCAUUCCCGCACAUCUGAGACGAUCAUGGUAGUUGAAAUGGGUGAGACCAAAGUCUACCAACUGCUGGCUAUUUUGGACUUCAGCAAUGUGCGCAAGAGGAUGUCUGUUAUUGUGAGGACACCUGAAGAUCGAGUAAUGUUAUUCUGCAAGGGUGCAGACACCAUUCUCUGUCAGCUGCUCCAUCCAUCCUGUAGAUCCCUCAGAGAUGUGACCAUGGAACAUUUAGAUGAUUUUGCCUUUGAAGGUCUCCGCACCCUCAUGGUGGCCUACCGAGAAGUGGAUAAUGCCUUCUACCAGGCCUGGAGCAAGAAGCACAGUGAAGCCUGCCUGUCUUUGGAAAAUCGGGAAGAUAAAAUGUCAGAUGUCUAUGGAGAGAUGGAAAAAGACUUGAUGCUGUUAGGGGCCACAGCCAUAGAAGACAAGCUCCAGGAUGGUGUACCUGAGACAAUCACUAUCCUGAACAAAGCCAAAAUUAAGAUAUGGGUCUUAACUGGAGAUAAGCAAGAGACUGCUGUGAACAUUGCCUAUGCCUGUAACAUAUUUGAGGAAGAAAUGGAUGGGAUAUUCAUCGUGGAAGGCAAGAAUGAUGAGACUGUUCGGCAAGAACUCAGGUUGGCAAGGAACAAGAUGAAACCUGAGUCUCUCCUGGAAUCAGAUCCAGUAAACACCUACCUGAACACGAAGCCCCAAAUGCCCUUCAGAAUACCCGAGGAGGUGCCCAAUGGCAACUAUGGCUUGAUCAUCAAUGGCUACAGUCUGGCCUAUGCUCUAGAAGGGAACCUGGAGUUGGAACUGCUGCGAACAGUGUGCAUGUGCAAGGGAGUGAUCUGCUGCCGGAUGACACCCCUUCAGAAGGCCCAGGUGGUAGAGCUGAUGAAGAGGUACAAGAAGGUGGUGACACUGGCCAUCGGGGAUGGGGCCAAUGACGUCAGCAUGAUCAAAGCUGCCCACAUUGGGGUUGGCAUCACUGGCCAGGAGGGAAUGCAGGCCAUGCUCAACAGUGACUACGCCAUCUCCCAGUUCCGCUAUCUUCAGCGUCUACUCUUGGUCCAUGGCCGAUGGUCCUAUAAUCGCAUGUGCAAGUUUCUCAGCUACUUCUUUUACAAAAACUUUGCCUUCACCCUGAUGCACUUCUGGUAUGCCUUCUUCAGCGGGUUCUCUGCACAGACAGUUUAUGAUACCUGGUUUAUCACUUUCUACAACCUGGUCUACACCUCCCUCCCUGUCCUGAGCUUGAGUCUGUUUGACCAGGAUGUGAAUGAAACAUGGAGUCUACGCUUCCCAGAGCUGUAUGGCCCAGGCCAGCACAACCUCUAUUUCAACAAGAAGGAAUUUGUGAAGUGUUUAGUGCGUGGGAUCUAUAGUUCCUUCGUGCUGUUCUUUAUCCCUAUGAGGACCAUUCACAACUCAAUAGACAGUGAUGGGAAAGAGAUCUCUGACUACCAGUCCUUCUCCCUGAUAGUGCAGACUGCUUUGCUCUGCGUGGUCACAGUGCAGAUUGCCCUGGACACAACCUACUGGACGUUGAUAAGCCACAUCUUCACCUGGGGUAGCCUGGGUUUCUACUUUUGCAUCUUAUUCCUCCUGUACAGUGAUGGCUUGUGCCUAAUGUUCCCCAACGUCUUCCAAUUCCUAGGUGUGGCCAGGAACACUCUGAACCUGCCACAAAUGUGGCUGAUUAUUAUCCUCAGCGUGGUCCUCUGUAUUUUGCCUGUGAUUGGGUACCGAUUUCUCAAACCAUUGUUCUGGCCUGCCGACGUGGACAAGAUUAUGAACAGAAUUCAUCUUUGGACAAGACAUCCACUGCUACCCCCUACCCAGACCAAACUGAGACACACAAGGCCUCGACGUUCUGCCUAUGCAUUCUCCCACAAACAGGGCUUUGGGGCCCUCAUCACUUCAGGCAAAACAAUGAAGGACCAGGUAUUCAAGAAAAACAGCUUUCCUUUUAAAAAGUAAAGGCCCUUAGGGAAAUCCCAAAAGAAUCAGUCAUUGCUCUUCCUCCCUUGUAUCCACACAAAUUAAUAGGGAUGGAUUAGAGCCCCAGGGAAACUAGCAUAAACCUGCCAUUCUGCUCUCACUCUAGGGGCUCAGCCUCUUCAUUCCCUAGAAGGUUGUGGCCAGGUAAGGCAAGGAAAGGUAAAGAAAGGACCUCCAGAUAUCUGUCAGAGUUGCAGCGGUUCAAGAAAAAGUGACGUCAGGCUUCCCUUCCACCAACCCUUCCAAGUUUUAAUCCACACAAGCAACUAUGGAAGUGGUGAGUGAAGAGGGGCAAC